Lytechinus variegatus (green sea urchin) is the source of this 3988-nucleotide messenger RNA. Its product is annotated as NADPH oxidase 5-like. Lineage: Eukaryota; Metazoa; Echinodermata; Echinoidea; Temnopleuroida; Toxopneustidae. The coding region runs from base 128 to 2722 and encodes 864 amino acids. The transcript has 13 exons. Gene Ontology annotation, biological process: defense response; superoxide anion generation. The record is from RefSeq and is a predicted model, not a curated record. Gene Ontology annotation, molecular function: calcium ion binding; superoxide-generating NAD(P)H oxidase activity. Gene Ontology annotation, cellular component: NADPH oxidase complex; plasma membrane.
ACAAAUAAUGUGCAGUGAACAGAUCAUCAAUUUCCUUGGCUGUGUCUGAAACACGAAAUUGUUUACAAAAUAACUUCAACACUGAUCUCAUUCAUCCAUAUCUUCUUGGCAUAAAGAUCACUGAAAAAUGGCAGAGACGCAAGGGAAAGAUGAGGAAUGGCUCAUGAAAUUGGAUCAGCAGUUCCAAGAAAUAGCAGGAGAUGAUAACCUCAUUGAUUUUGAUGAAUUCAAGAAAGCACUGAGAGUCAAAAAGUCGUUCUUUGCUGAGCGGUUCUUUGCGCUUAUUGACACAGACAAGUCAGGGAGUAUCACUCGGAAUGAACUCAUAGCUGGUCUCCGGUUUCUUUUCAAUGGAACACCAGAAGAGAAAAUCAACUUUCUCUUCCGGGUGUACGACGUAGACGGAAGUGGGUACAUAGACUUCGACGAGCUCAAGACAGUACUACGCUUUUGCACAGUCGAAAGUGCAUUGACCCUUAGCGAUGAAACCUUGACUGAACUAACCCACACACUUUUCGAUUUUGCUGAUGUCGAUGGCAAUGGUCAAGUGAGCUAUGAGGAGCUUUCGCAACAGCUACAGCUCUACCCUGCAAUCACAGCUAACCUUAGUCUCAGCGCCGCUGAUUGGCUUAAUCCUCAAAAGAAGAAGCUUAAACAGCAAUCAUCAAGAAAGACUUGUUGCAGUUUUCAUACAAUUCGUAAUCACCUCUCCGUCAUCAUCUUCUGGGUCGUCUUCGUUAUCAUCAAUGUUGGACUAGCAGGAUGGGGUGCAUACCAGGGUUAUGCAAGCGUCAAGGAUGCAAGGGACCCAUCUGCUUUGGCCAUUGCAAGAAGUGCAGGACGCUGUCUCAGCUUCAAUUGCUGCUUUGUUCUGGUUCUGAUGCUUCGGAAGCUCUUGACCAGCUUACGUACGACAUUCUUAACAAAUGUUCUUCCUCUUGAUCAACACGUGAUUCUUCAUAAGAUUGUUGCAGCCUUCAUCAUCAUCUUGUCUGUGGUUCAUACCAUUGCCCAUAUUGCAAACCUCGCAUUGUUGUAUCAGGUGGAGAAGGAAAAUGGACCUACGCCUUACUGGGUCCGUGAUGUUUUCGUCCGACGUUUUCCAGGUCUUGGUCUGGUCGAAGGUUCCUGCAUCAUUACAGGGAUUCUGAUCAUCAUCGUACUCAUCAUCAUGACCAUCUGCUCAAUGCCAUUUAUCAGAAGAAAGGGGCACUUCCAAGUGUUUUACUGGACCCAUCAGUUGUGCAUUGUUUUCUGGUCCUUGAUCAUCCUACAUUCCAAGUAUUUCUGGAUCUGGUUUAUUGUGCCCGGUUUCAUCUAUUUCAUUGAACGCCUUCUUCGCCUUCAGAUUUACAGACGAACGAUGUAUGGUAAAACCUUUAUCAAGAAUGCAUACAUCCUACCUGCCAAUGUUGUUCAUCUUGUCAUCCAGCGUCCACCAAAUUUCAAGUUCCAUGCAGGGGAAUACGUUCAUGUGAAUAUCCCAUCUAUAGCAUCCCAUGAGUGGCAUCCAUUUACCAUCAGCAGCGCACCAGAACAGGAAGAUUUCCUGUCUCUUCACAUACGAUGUGUUGGGCACUGGACAAACAGACUCAACAGUGUCGUCAACAAUCUUCAGCCAUGUCAGCAAGGGCGAGCUCUCCAACUUCAGAGUGGCGAGAUUAAGCAAAGAAGGAUCAGUCGUUUUGUAGACGUCAAAGUGGAUGUUGAUUCUACUAAAACUGCACAUGCUGAUGAAAAGCUUUUCAACCAGGGUAUCACCUCUGGAACUCUCGCAUCCGUGUCUAAUGGAAAUAAAUCUUCAGCGAAAUUCCGCAGAAGUGGGCUGCCCAAUGUGGCAUAUGUCCCAGAAAAGGUAGAGGAUGUCAGAAUUCAAAUCGUUGAUCCAGGGAUCGAUGUAGAGGUACAGGGGGACAGCAAACCAACUGGCAGCUCUGAGGACAGCCGACAAUCUUCAGGGCCAAAUGGCAACAAGUUCAAACUGAAACAGAUAAGCGGUGUUCAAAGCGUUGUAAAUCAUGAAGUGUCAGGGGAGUCUAAGCAACGUAAGAUCAGUGUACUACAUUCGUUGAAUCUUUCAGAGAUCAUAGAGGCUUCGCCCGACACUGGAUUGGAAAUUAUUUUAGAUGGUCCUUAUGGAGCUCCUGCUCAGCAUAUCAUGGAGGCUGAACAUGCCGUUCUCAUCGGGGCAGGAAUAGGAAUCACACCAUUCGCUUCCAUCCUGCAGAGCAUAUACGUGAGAUACAAAGCUGCAAAGAACCAUUGUCCUAACUGUGGUCAUGCAUGGAUGAAGGAAGAAUCACCUCUCCUUAAAACAAAGAAGGUUGACUUCUUUUGGAUCAACCGUGACCAGCGAUCCUUCGAAUGGUUUAUCAGUCUCAUUAAUGCAAUGGAGACGGAACAGGCUGAUGUAGAGGAGAUAGAACGCUUCCUUGAUGUACAUCUCUACAUGACGUCAGCUCUCUCUCCCAGUGAUAUGAAGGCUAUUGGAUUACAUAUCGCUCUUGAUCUCAUCCACUCUAAGAAGAACCGAGACACCAUCACGGGAUUAAUGACCAGAACACAACCAGGACGACCAGAUUGGGACCAGGUUUUCCAGGAUCUAAAGAAACAACGGAAGGGCAAGAUCACUGUAUUCUUCUGUGGUUCUCCUGCACUUGGGAAGAUUCUCGCGAGUAAAUGCUUCAAAUACAAGAUGGAAUUCCGAAAGGAAAACUUUUAAAUCAACGUGUUCCUUGAUCGCAUGGAUUGGUUCCACAUUCUUUUACACGGAACCCUAAAAGUAAAGCAGAAUAUAUUUGAAGACUUAAACAAAUCUCCACAUAUUAAUCUCAUUUGCAAUGCAUCAUUAUUUGUCAUUCAAUGUUUGAGCAAGGUAAAUCCUUAAAAUUGACGAGACAAAUUACAGUUUUCUACAUGUGAAGAUAUUUGAAAAAAGUUCCAUUCAUUUUCAAAGGGAAAACGCAACCGUAAAUUUAUUAAGGUUGUCACUUGAUUUAAAACGGUGGACAUAUAACGUUACAAAUUGGAUAUUCUUUUUGAAUGUGCAGAGCUUAAAGGCAUUUAAAUCCAUUAUGACCUAUUAUGACUUAAUAGUCAUAUAAAUACUUUUAAAAUUCGCUGUCGUAAUUCCAAAGAAUAAUACUGUACUGCAUUACCUACGUGUUUUAUUUGAUACUAGAUUAAUAUUAACAUAAAUUCACGUUUUUGCAUUCAAAAUGUUAAAUAUGCCAGACAUUUAAAGAAAUGUUAGAAGCAAUUUCUUUUCGAAAAAAUAAUUUCUGCGAUUCCAGCGAACAUAAUUCUACCCAGCAAAGAUUAUUGCAUGGUCGUUACAUGAUAAAUAAUUGUAUUUACAUGGGGUUUGAUAUUCUAAAUAUAUACAAUAUUAUUCUAAAUAUUCUAAAUACAAGUGCGUACUAAUAGUUUACUAAAUGAACUAAAUUACUGGUGUAUCAAGGUCAAUAGUAAUGGUGGAUGACGUUACUUUAUCAGAAGUUAUCUUAUUUGGAAUAGUACUAAUGCAUGUAGUGUUCAAAUUGUUUAAUCAUCGUAGAGCGUUACAAUUACAGCGUUAUUUGAAGCGAUGUUUUCGAGUCGACGGCGAAUUUAUAACGUGUGAAUAUAUUAGAUGUAGGUUUUAGAACACCAAUUCUUAGACGGAUAGAAGCAUGGACAAGGAGCAAAAUCGGUGACAAACACUGAAGCACGUGUUACAUUAUUUUUCGAAAGUUUAUAUUUUUUAGCAAUUUGAAAUAAGAAUCAUGUUUGAUUCUUUAUUUUAUCUUGGUAUUUUCAUAUUCAUGUAUCUAAGUUAAACUCCUAAGAAGUUUGAAAAGCUGGUUUUGAUCGAUAAUUUCUCUUCAGUUUUAGUGAAUUUUAUUACGUGAUUGAUACUAAUGAAUAGACCAUCUAAUCAUUUUUAAAAUGAUACCCUCUACGAUAUGAUUAUGGUUCACAUGGAAGUUCAGUGCCUUGAUAUGUGGGG